AUGGAUUUAACUUUCUCAUAUCGGAGAAAAAUGAUUACUGAAGGACACCAUUCCUUGAAGAAAAUAAAAGAAAAAUACCCAUUCCUCUUUGAAAGGGAACAGGUAUAUAUCAACUACCAAGUUGCUAUAUUAGUAUAUAGUUUAGUAUAUAGUUUCAGCAUGUUCGAAAUAGGCACAAGUUAUAACCAAUAUAGAAUGACAGCUGUGUUGAUACCAAAUUCAAUCUGUCUUUUAAUUCUUAUGGGAUAACCAAUCAAGAAUUGGUCAUUGUCUGCUAUUUCAUUCUCCUUUAAUUAAUGUAAUCUAUUUGGCAGGAAAAACCUUUAAGUGUUUGUGUACACUUAGGAAACAUUGAAUAGCAUGAAAUAAAUAAUGUGCAGGCUGAACAAUACAACUGAACAAAUAAUGUUUUUUAAUUGCUCUGUGUUUACAGUACUGUAUGUUUCCCACUUGUCUUAUUUGUAGUUACGGAAAGAAUACAAUCAGCUAUUGGCAGACGAGAAUGCUGCUGAUUGCAUGAAGCACAAUCUGUUGGAAUUAGCACCCAAAAUUAUAUCUGUUGCUGAGAAAAGAAAUUUGGCUGCAAAAGAAGCCCAGGAUCUGUUGCAAUUAUGUUGUCAACUGAAUGAUGCUGAUGUGGAUGAAGCGGAAAUCACUGAAGGUAUGUGUACAUGA
This is a messenger RNA of Paramuricea clavata, 675 nucleotides long. The record is from the annotation of a GenBank genome assembly. NCBI's taxonomy places the organism in Eukaryota, Metazoa, Cnidaria, Anthozoa, Malacalcyonacea, Plexauridae.